UGGCUCGAGCGCAAAACUAAAAAUCGCAUAAUCUGAAAACAAAUAAAGAGCGUGCACGGCGAAGCACGCGUGUAGGCCAAGUUCACGUAACAAGCAUGGCGGCCACUGGUGCCGUGCCUCAGUUCGCUUCCCUCUACGUCGGUGACUUGCAUGCCGAUGUGACGGAGGCGAUGCUCUACGAGAUAUUCAAUUCCGUGGGACCUGUGGCGUCGAUCCGCGUCUGCCGCGACAGCGUGACCCGCAAGUCCCUCGGAUACGCGUACGUCAACUUCCAUGGCGUUGCGGACGCCGAGAGGGCGCUCGACACGCUGAACUACUCGAGCAUCAAGGGCCGUUCGUGCCGCAUCAUGUGGACUCAGCGCGACCCGAGCAUGCGCAAGAGCGGCGCUGGAAACAUCUACGUGAAGAAUUUGGACAAGAACAUCGACAACAAGGCCUUGUACGACACCUUCAGUCUCUUCGGCAACAUCCUGUCCUGUAAGGUGGCGUCCGACAUGUCGGGGAAGUCCCACGGCUACGGGUUCGUGCACUACGAGACGGAGGAGGCUGCCAAGCAGGCCAUCGAACGCGUGAACGGCAUGCAGAUCGGCGAGAAGACUGUGGAGGUCUCCUCCUUCGAGAAGCGCAGCGACCGCGUGAAGCCAGAAGUCACCAACUUCACGAACGUGUACUGCAAGAACAUGCCUGGCGACUGGGACGAGGAGAAGAUCAAUGAAGUGUUCGGUAAGCACGGCACCAUCACCUCCAUGUGCAUCCGCGAGGACAAAAAGGGACGCAAGAUGGCGUUCGUAAAUUUCGAAACCACCGAGUCCGCUCAGGCUGCGGUGGCUGAGCUGCAUGGGAAGGAGGUUCGCAGCGAGGAGCAAAUCGCGAAGCUGAAGGAGGAGUUGAAGGAGGAGUUCAAGGAGGAUGUGGGCAAGCUCUUCGUCCAGCGUGCUCAGACCAAGCUCGAGCGCUCGGCCGAGCUCCGCGACAAGUUCCCCGCUACGUCGCGCCCAGACAGCAAACCGCAGGGCGUGAACCUGUACGUCAAGAACCUCGACGAGGGCACGGACGAGGCCUCCCUGCGUGCCCUCUUCGAGUCCUUCGGCCAGAUCACCUCCGUCGCGGCGCCAGUCGACGACAAGGGCAAGUGCAAGGGUUUCGGCUUCGUCUGCUUCCAGUCGCCGGACGAGGCGACCAAGGCCGUCACGGAGAUGCACCUGAAGGUCGUGAAGGGAAAGCCCCUCUACGUUGGUCUGGCCGAGAAACGCGAGGCACGCCAGGAGCGCCUGCGACAGCGCUACUCACCCGGCGCGGGCGGCGACAAGGGCGGAGCCAAGGGCUGCGGCAAGGGCUUCGGCGGCGGCUGCAAGGGCAGCCCGGGCGGGGGCAUGGGGAUGCAGGGCGGCAUGGGCGGCGGCAUGGGGAUGAUGGGCAAGGGCGGGCAGCAGAUGGGCAUGGGCAUGGGCAUGGGUGGCAUGGGGAUGAUGGGCAAGGGCGGGCAGCAGAUGAUGGGCAUGCCGCAGAUGGGCAUGAUGGGGAUGAUGCCGCAGCAGAUGCAGCAGGCCCAGGCGAUGAUGAUGGCCGGCAAGGGUAUGACGGGCCCCAUGGGAGUCCGCGGUCCGAUGCCGGGCGGCAUGCAGCCGAUGAUGGGCAUGCCGCAGAUGGGCAUGAUGCGCCCGGGCAUGGGCAUGAUGCCGGGCAUGAUGCCCGGCGGAAUGCGUCCGGGUAUGAUGCCGCAGCAGAUGCCGCGCCCCGCUGCGGCGCCUUCGCAGGCUCAGCAGGGUGCAGGGGCCCCGCUCUCCGCAUCUGCACUCGCCGCCGCGCCGCCCUCCGUACAGAAGCAGAUGAUCGGCGAGAAGCUGUUCCCCAUGAUCGCCAAGUACCAGCCCGAGCUUGCGGGGAAGAUCACGGGCAUGAUGCUCGAGAUGGACAACAGCGAGCUCCUGAUCCUCCUGGAGUCCGAGCAGCAGAUGAAGGGCAAGGUCGACGAGGCCAUGCGCGUGCUGGGCGCCAGCGCAAAGUAGGGCCGCGCGUCCCUCCUACUGGGCUUCCUUACAUAACUGCGACGUCGCGAAAAAAACGCCACGUGAGACGCCGUGUAAGACCCAACGUCGUGAGACGACGUCCACCCUCCUCACUGUCCCCCCUCCUCCGCAG
Prorocentrum cordatum is the source of this 2142-nucleotide messenger RNA. Lineage: Eukaryota; Dinophyceae; Prorocentrales; Prorocentraceae. The record is from the annotation of a GenBank genome assembly.